GUGUGUGUGUGUGAGAGAGAGAGUGUGUGUGUGUUUGGCAAGAGUAGGAUAACAGAGGUUGGACAGCAGUCAACAUUACAAAUGUAAGAGGAGGAAAAUCAAGAGGAUAGCAGGAUAGCCACCAUUCUGGACAACACAUCACGGCAUCUUGUGCCACCAGGCUGCAGGUGGGCAGGAGUGUCAGACCAGGUGUUCAGAUGAGGGAGUGGAGUACUGAAGCGGAGAUGGCCAUGUCAACCGGCGGCUACCUGCCCUCCGACGGCUACAGCAUCUCAGAACCCCUUCAGUACUACGAUGUUCUGGUAGACCCGUACUCUUUCCAGGAGUCUGAGUUCCAGGCCUUUCCCUUCAGCCAGCAGCAGUACAACCCCGUCAACGUCCAGUUCUCUGUCUACGGACCCCCGGCCACGCAACCGUGUAGCAUCCCUUACCCGUGCGGAGCCCAGGGCCCAGACUUCCACUAUGACCCAGACCUGGAGGAGGUGCCUGCCCAGGGACGGGCCAUGCUGGCUGGGCACCCACUGAUGAAGAGGCCCCGGCUGGGUCCUGGUGGCCGGGUCAGGGGCCAGGAUGAGCUGUGUGUGGUGUGUGGAGACAAGGCCUCGGGGUACCACUACAACGCCCUGACUUGUGAGGGGUGCAAAGGUUUCUUCAGGCGCAGCGUGACUAAGAAGGCGGUGUACCGCUGCAAGAGUGGUGGGGCUUGUGAGAUGGACAUGUACAUGAGGAGGAAGUGCCAGGACUGCCGACUCAGGAAGUGCAGAGCAGUGGGCAUGCUGGCCGAGUGCCUGCUGACGGAGGUGCAGUGCCAGUCUAAACGCCUGAAGAAGGGCAGCAAGCACAAAGACAGAGGAGGAGGAGCAGGAGGAGGAGGAGGAGGAGGGGGAGGUCUUGGCUGCAGCCCCUCAGUAGAGGAUGAAGACAGCACUGAGGGACGCACCGUCUCCUCCACCAGCAGACUAGCACCACGGGUCCCCCCUGGGUUGUCAAGGGAUCAGAAGUGUAUACUAGACAGAAUUGUGGAGUCCCAUCGGCGAUAUAGGAUGCAGGAUAACGUGCAAUAUAGGGUGUCAGAGUGGCUGGUGGAGGGACAUGGGGACAAAAUAAGCGACCUGACCUCCUCCCAGUGUCAGAGGCUGCUCCACUUCCUCAAAAGUGUGCCUGGGUUUGAGUUCCUGGACUGUGUGGACCAGAGCACUCUCCUCUCGGGGGCAUCUGUAGAAGUCAUGUUCCUACUCUCCUCACAGCAGUUCACAGAGAACCCUUCUGCCUUUAACACAGCACUUUAUCCAGUCAACAUGAGCAUCUCAAAUCCUAGUUGGAUGAAAGCCAUAGAGUUGAAGAACAGCAAUAACCAUACCGAGGACAUUUCAGGGUCAGGUGAGGAUCUGCUCUCCCCAGUGCUAAACUUCUUCCACAGCAUGGCCUCUCUAGCAGUGACGGAGGCGGAGUACGCACUACUCACCGCCACAGCCAUCCUCUGCUCAGACAGGCCGCUGCUGCGGGCGGUGGAGCGGGUGGAGAGCCUCCAGGAGCAGGUGCUAGACCUCCUGUCCCGCCUCUGCUCCAACCAGAGCCCAGGUCCUAGCCCCGGGCGUGAGCGCGAGCCCCGACCCCGCCGCUUCGCACGGCUCCUGGGGAGGCUGACGGAGCUGAGGACCCUCUGCCACAACCACCUGACCAUGCUGCACCAACACCAGCAGGCCUGGCACAACACCACCAUGCACCACUGAGGAGGGGGGAGAGAGAGAGAGAGAGAGAGAGAGAGAGAGAGAGAGAGAGAGAGAGAGAGAGAGAGAGAGAGAGAGAGAGAGAGAGAGAGAGAGAGAGAGAGAAGGGCACGAGGGAGAGAGAAAUACAAACAUAAAAAUAGAAAGGGGACAGGAAGAAAGGAGAGACAGGGAAAAGAAAAUGCAAACAGGGACAAGGCCAGGGUCACACAAAAAGAGGGAAAGAGACUGAAAAACAAAAAGAAUGGGAGAGACAGUACCUGGGAUGGGGUAAACAGAAGGAAAGAGACAAAAAAGAAUGGGUGAUAAGGUCAGGGAAACAGAAAAUGGUUUGUUUAGGAGUAAUUGGGGGAAAAAAUAGAGAAUCUUUCCUGUUUUCUUCUGAAUAACAACUAGGUUCUUUGUGUGUACUGUAAAUAGCAAAAAUCCACAUCCAUUUCAAACAUAUUCUUUUGAGUAUAAUAUUAAGUGUUCUUAACAGGCAGUUUAGCAGGCAUGUUUUUUAUUUUAUUUUGUUGAGUAUGCAAAAAUAAAAGUUAUUUUU
Messenger RNA from Engraulis encrasicolus (European anchovy), 2274 nucleotides. It is a transcript of the gene nr1h5, whose product is annotated as nuclear receptor subfamily 1, group H, member 5. The transcript is spliced from 11 exons. Lineage: Eukaryota; Metazoa; Chordata; Actinopteri; Clupeiformes; Engraulidae. Gene Ontology annotation, biological process: negative regulation of inflammatory response; positive regulation of transcription by RNA polymerase II; bile acid signaling pathway. The record is from RefSeq and is a predicted model, not a curated record. Gene Ontology annotation, molecular function: zinc ion binding; RNA polymerase II cis-regulatory region sequence-specific DNA binding; nuclear receptor activity. The coding region runs from base 198 to 1733 and encodes 511 amino acids.